Hyaena hyaena (striped hyena) is the source of this 3828-nucleotide messenger RNA. RefSeq names its product RAB11 family interacting protein 3 (gene RAB11FIP3). The coding region runs from base 1 to 2385 and encodes 794 amino acids. The transcript has 15 exons. Gene Ontology annotation, cellular component: recycling endosome membrane; endocytic vesicle; cleavage furrow. The record is from RefSeq and is a predicted model, not a curated record. Lineage: Eukaryota; Metazoa; Chordata; Mammalia; Carnivora; Hyaenidae. Gene Ontology annotation, molecular function: calcium ion binding. Gene Ontology annotation, biological process: endocytic recycling; regulation of cytokinesis.
AUGAAGAUGGAGCCGGGCCGGCCGGCCUCCCCGGCGGGCGGCGCGUGCCCGGACCCGGAGCCGGGCGGGCCCGACGGGCCGGGGGCCGCCCGGAGCGCGCCCGCCGCCCCCGCCCCGCGCCGCGCGCUCGGUCCCCCAGAGCCCGCGGCCUGCCCGGGCGCCGGGCGGGCCCCGGGGCCGGAGCGGCAGCCGCAGCUCGCCGGCCCGGACGCGCGCCCCGAGAGCGGCCGUGCGCCGGCCCCGGGCCCGGCAGCCUCUUACCUCCCGCCGGGCGCGGCCGCCCGCCCGGACCCGGAGCCCGAGCCCGAGCCCGAGCCCGAGCGGCAGCCGCCCGAGCUCGGCCCGCUUCUGUCCUGGACUGCAGAGCCCGAGGAUUACGGCCCCCCGAUCUGCCCGGGGAGCGCCUGUCUCCGUGUGCCCGGCUUCAGCCACAGCCGGCACCUGAGGCCCGAGGUCGACUUCUUCCCUUGCUUCCCCUCGGCCGCGGUGGGCGAGCUGACGCCGGAGGCGGGUCCCGGGGACCCGGCCCGGCCCGCGGACUUCAGCCAGACGUGCAGCCGAACGAGCGAGCCCGCGGCGUGUCCGGAGGACGGCCCCCGCCUCCGAGCGGUGUUCGAUGCCCUGGACGGCGACGGGGACGGCUUCGUCCGCAUCGAGGACUUCGUGCAAUUCGCUACGGUCUACGGGGCAGAGCAGGUGAAGGACUUAACGAAAUACUUGGACCCCUGCGGGCUUGGCGUGAUCAGUUUUGAGGACUUCUGCCGAGGGAUCACUGCCAUCAGGAAUGGAGAGUCCGAUGGCCAGCUGUGCGGGGUCGCACCUGCCCGGGACGAGGAGCCGCCCACCUGCCCCGAUGAGUUCGACGACUUCGUUACCUUUGAGGCCAACGAGGUGACGGACAGCGCGUACAUGGGGUCCGAGAGCACCUACAGUGAGUGUGAGACCUUCACCGACGAGGACACCAGCACCCUGGUGCACCCUGAGCUGCAGACCGAAGGGGACGCCGACAGCGCCGGCGGCUCAGCUGUGCCCUCCGAGUGCCUGGACUCCAUUGAGGAGCUGGGCCACGGCGCCCUGCUGUUGCUCCCAGGCAGACCCCACCUGCACAGCCAGUCCGUCGUCACGGUGAUAGGUGGCGAGGAGCAAUUUGAGGACUACGGUGAGGGCAGUGAGGCAGAGCUGUCCCUGGAGACCCUCUGCAACGGGGAGCAUGACUGCAGAGACCCCACUUUCCUCACCCCCAGCACCGAUCCGCUUGCUGCAAAGCUGCACAGCAUCCUCACUGAUGAGGCUUUUGAGUUUUACUGUAGCCAAUGCCACAAACAGAUCAACCGCCUUGAGGAUCUUUCUGCUCGCCUGAACGAUCUUGAAAAGAAUAGUCCAGCGAAACGGCUCUCCAGCAGGAAGGUGGCAAGGUACCUGCACCAGUCAGGGGCCCUGACCGUGGCGGCCCUCCAGGACCCUGCCCCAGACCCCGUGGAGGGCAUGGAAGAGGACAUUGCUGACAAGGUUGUCUUCCUGGAGAAGAGGGUGUCGGAGCUGGAGAAGGACACGGCCGCCAGCGGGGAGCAGCACAGCCGGCUGCGGCAGGAGAACCUCCAGCUGGUGCACCGAGCCAACGCCCUGGAGGAGCAGCUCAAGGAGCAGGAGCUGAGAGCCUGUGAGACGGCGCUGCAGGAGGCACGGAGGCACCGGGAGCUCGUGUGCAAGAUGGAGCGGGAGCGCAGCCUCGAGGUGGAGAGCCUGCAGGCCAGGCUGCAGCAGCUAGAUGAGGAGAACGGGGAGCUGAGGUCCUGCACGCCGUGUCUGAAGGCCAACAUCGAGCGCCUAGAGGAGGAGAAGCAGAAGUUGCUGGACGAGAUUGAAGAGCUGUCCCUGCGGCUCAGUGAUGAGCAGGAGAACAGGAGGAAGCUGGGGGACAGGCUGAGUCACGAGAGGCACCAGUUCCAGAGGGACAAGGAGGCCACUCAGGAGUUGAUCGAGGACCUGCGCAGGCAGCUGGAGCACCUCCAGCUCUUCAAGCUGGAGGCCGAGCAGAGGCGGGGCCGGGGCAGCAGCGCGGGCCUGCAGGAGUACAACAGCCGCGCCCGCGAGAGCGAGCUGGAGCAGGAGGUCCGCAGGCUGAAGCAGGACAACCGCGCCCUGAAGGAGCAGAACGAUGAGCUCAACGGGCAGAUCAUCAACCUGAGCAUCCAGGGCGCCAGGAACCUCUUCUCCACCUCCUUCUCGGAGUCUCUGGCUGCAGAGAUCAGCUCCGUGUCCCGAGACGAGCUCAUGGACGCCAUUCAGAAGCAGGAGGAGAUAAACUUCCGCCUGCAGGACUACAUUGACCGCAUCAUCGUGGCCAUCAUGGAGACCAACCCAUCCAUCCUGGAGGUCAAGUAGAGGCGGGAAGGCCCAGCCCGGUGUGCCCGGGACCCCACCCGCACCCAGGAGACGGCCGCGGCGCGCACGCGGCCGAGGCCAGCAGCCGGGCUGGGCACAGAGGGAAGAAGAGCAGGCCGCCGGGGCCCAGAGCCCACGCGGGGGGGGGGGGGGUGGCGUGGGCCCGCCCUCUGCAGAGGUGUGGGGAGCACGGCUCGGGCGGACCCCUCCGUGAGCUCCCUCCCACGUGGCAGGCCUCUCUGCUGCCCUACCUGUCAGGGACGAAAGGAAGGACACGUCCCCACCGGGACGCUGCCAUGUGCGUCUGCUCAGGUGCCCUCACCUGGACCCUCGCGCCAGGCGUGAUGCGGUGGGCAGGACAGCCGGGCAGGGCGGUGCGCGUCUGGUUCGGGCUGGGAGCUGCAGGACCCCGCCUCUCCCGGGACCGUGUCGCUGGAGCUGCUCGGCCCGGUCACCCACCCAGUGAGAGCACCGCAGUCCGGCUUCAGACCCGGGGGCUCCGCAGCCGGCCACGCAGCUGUCCCCACAGCCCAGACCCUUGCCGCGGUGACGGGGCUGAGGCCGAGCCUCCACCCCAAGCUCAGGGCUUGAGAGUCCCAGCACGUGGAGCAUGCUCUGUGCGCAGGAUGGGUCUCGUGGCCCUGUGACUCCAGGCGCGGGCAGCAUCGUGCUGAGACGCUGCCUCCCCGUGGGUGUGGCCCCCGGCCUCCUGGCGUCCUCCCCUCCCUGGGCAGGUCUCGGCUGCCCUGGGUGAAGUCCCCCUUCCCCAGGCCAGAAUCCAAAUGUCUGCCGCCACGUUUCCUCUGGGAGUUUGAAGUCGUUAAAGUGGCCACCGUCCCGGAGCUGCGUUCUGGAGGAGGCUGGGCGCUGCGGCUUCUCUGAGUACCCAGCUUAAGAGCAGAGAGCAAGGCCCUCCCGGCAGCGUGUGGGCUCCUUUAAGGAAGCCGUUGCCUGGCUCUGUGCCACUGGCACCGGGCACUGCACCGCAGUGGGGGCUGCUGGGCCCGCCCUACUCUGCGCCUGCGCUCUGGCCGGGAGCCUCCAGGUGCUCCGGGUGGGUCAAGACCCCACACACAGGCUGGCCACUGCUGUGUGCAAGUGCGUACGUGAGGGCGUGUAUGUGCGCGUGGUGUGUGUGCGUGUGCGUGUGUGUGUGGUGCCCUGCGUCCCUCCAUCCGUGUGGCCCACCUUCUACACUAAGAUUUAAGAUGUUGCCUCGUAUUGUACAUUUUGGGGAAAGCCUUGGGUGUAAAUCAGUGUAAACUUGGAGGAGAGAUUUUUCUAUCAUGUAGAGUAGGUAUUUUUUAUAGAUUGAAGGUUGAUCAAUUUUUUAAUACUUCCAAGAGAGAAAACUAUCUGUGUAUACACAUGAAAUAUAUAUAUAUGUAUGAUAAUAAAUACUGGAGCUCUGCUUUCCGUGCCCAGCCCCGCCCCCGUGGCACA